CGUGGCGUCCCUCUUUCCAGAUGGAACGAAAUACAGAGUAUAAACUCAGAUUUCUCAGAACACAGAACUACACUAUCCUUGAAUAGAAUUUCAGACUCAUUUAUAAAUUCUAGGAUUCUUCUGAGAUUAUUUUCUUCUCAAUUUUUCAUUUUCCUGUUUGGAUGCCGAGAAAAAAAACGCAUUAAAGAAUAGAAAAACUCUCUUUCUCCAGACUUAGCAUUGCUUCUUCUGUGCUAUUCGAGCUUUCAUCUUCUAAAUAAAAACUAAGUUUCAGCUAUUCUACACUCGGCUGAUCUCAUUCCUUUUUCAUUUUCUUUGCUUCCCUUCUUGUUCUUAUGGUUUCCAAGUAACUCUAUUUCAAAGUAAGCGUGAAAAGGACGGUUCUGGUUUUAGGCGGCCUUGAGAACCUUUGAAGGUUUCGCUGUUUGUUUUGUUUUGUUCUCUCUCUCUCUCUCUCUCUCUGUGUCUUUUUUAAAUUCUUUGUAAAAAUCCUACUUGAAUGUUUCUACAAUGGCGGAUUCCACGAAAGUGAGGCUCGUACGGUGUCCAAAGUGUGAAAACCUUCUUCCGGAGCUCGCGGAUUACUCUGUCUAUCAAUGUGGUGGUUGUGGUGCUGUUCUUCGAGCAAAAAAUAAAAAUCGGGACACAAAUACUUCAUCACAGAAGUUGGAUGAAGUUCGGGUUGCUGGAGUAACUGCUGAAUUGCAAAAUUCCUUGGGAAAGGGAGUUAUGAAGUUGAGUGAUUCUUCUGAUGUCGAUGUUAAGUCCAAUGCUGGAUCUUUGAGUUGUGAUGAAAAGAACCCUGAUGAGAUAGGUGAUGCUGAUGCUGAUAGAUGUAGGAAUCAAUCUAAGGCUACAAGUGGUAAAUCGGUAGUUGAAAAUGAUCUUGAUAUGAAAAUGAACAGAGAAAAUUCGGGUAGUUCUAUGGGAAGAGAACAUGACAAUUUGAAUUCUGAAAUCAGACACAUGAGUAGGUCUUGGAGAUCUGGACAGAUGUCAGGCUGGGAAUGUGAGGAGAUAGGUGAAAUGGAGGGCUAUCAAAAAGUCUUGAGAACUGAGGUUGAAAGUGUGAAAUUUUCUACUUCGAACUACCCAGAUGAGGGCCCAUCUAAUUACAAUUUGGAUUCUUCUUAUGAUUGUGAAGAGCCAUUGAAGAAUCAUGAUGACCAUGAUGGGGCUAAUAAAGUUCAACACCUUGAAAAAGAUCGAGCAGAACUUCUCAGGAAAUUGGAUGAACUAAAGGAACAACUUAGUAGGUCCUAUGAUGUGGCUGAUAAAACCAAGGAGAAGGUUCCUCUUAAUGGGAGAAUGGCUCCACCAGAUCCUUAUGCUGAUUCUGAUACUUGGUUUCCUGGUGCUUCAUCAAUGCCUGAUAGGCCUUCUAUGCAGUUUUUUGCACCCGAUCGACAUGCAGCCAGGCCUCCUUAUUUCCAUCAUCACCCUGAUCCAUUUCCUUAUACCAAUGCGCAUGAAAUGGCUAUGCAUAAUUUUUAUCCUUCAAUGCAGAAGUCAAAUCAGAUUCCUGGGUUUGGGGAUACAUUUGUGCUCAAAAGAGCUCCACAUCAGUUAUCUGGACAUUGCCAACAACCAUCCCGUCAAUACUUCUCUAGGCAUAUCUGUGAUACUAAUCCGGAUCCAUUUGAGCCAUACACAUCCAAUGCAACCUUUCACCAGCCUUCAUGUUCUUGUUUUCAUUGUUAUGAGAGAUAUCAGGGAGUUUCAGCACCAGUUCUACCCACUGCUUUCUGUAAUAAAAGGUUCGCUGAUGUUUCAAACAAUCGUAUGCUGUACCAACAUGAAAACCCUGAGGCAUUUGGCCCACAUGUUCCAAAUUCCAGGACUACUGUUCCUCCAAUGGAUUUUCGUGGUCCCCAAUACUACACAAGAUGGCCAAGUGAUCCUAACUCUGAAAUGGGUGGUUUUGCUCGCUAUCGGCCUCGGAGAGUGGUAUUAGCCAAUGGUGGCCGAUGCUAUCGUCCCAUAAUCGGUGGUGCUCCAUUUUUUACUUGUUUUAUCUGCUUUGAACUGUUGCGAUUUCCCAAGAAAGCAUUGCUCAUGGGGAAGAAUCAACAAAAGAUCCGGUGUGGUGCCUGUUCUACAGUAAUAAAUUUUGCUAUUGUAAACAAGAAACUUGUUCUUUCUGUUGACACAGAAAUAACACAAAUUGCAAGAGAGGUUGAUGAUAGCUCUACUGAGAUGCUUAAAGAAAAUACUUCAUACUCCCAUAGCCGUGUGGGCAGGAUAAAUGCUAAUUUCUCUUCCGAUGAUUAUGAUGAUUCUGUUUAUGACUUCCAAGCAGUGGAUACAGAUUCAACCACAUUACUAUCAGGCCAGGGUUUGAACUCAAUGAAGCAUCAAGAAAUGAAUAGCUUCCACACUUCAUCUCCAAGUACCUCUGAGGAUGCAACCAGUUCAGAUGCUUUGAUUACUCCAAGAGAUGUCAUCGACUCUGUUCAGCAGCCUAUUAAAGAUAGUCUAUCUCCACCACCUCCAGGGUCACCUCUUCAACAGCAUUUUGAUUAUUCUACUAACAAUAAUGUGGUGAACCGUUUUGGGAAGGGAAACCGAAGUAGUCGCUCAGAUCAAGAAAAAGUGAUAACAAACAAAACUACCACACGGCAAAAUUCUAUGAAAGAGGCAUCUCUGGCUACUGAGAUAGAGGUCCCAUUCAAUGAGUACUCUAAUACUGGGGUGUCCCAGGAUUCUGGGGAUGCAAACAGAGAGGAUAAUCAAUUGAAAAUCAACAAAGGAGGUGAAUCAUUUUUCGCAAACAUUAUAAAGAAGAGCUUUAAGGAUUUUUCGAGAUCAAAUCAAACUCAUGAGCGUAGUAGAAGUAAUGUUUCUGUGAAUGGCCAUCCAAUACCAGAUCGUUUGGUUAAGAAGGCUGAGAAGUUGGCUGGACCAAUCCAUCCUGGACUGUAUUGGUAUGAUUUUCGAGCUGGAUUUUGGGGUGUCAUAGGUGGGCCUUGUCUUGGCAUAAUUCCUCCUUUUAUCGAAGAAUUCAAUUAUUCAAUGCCAGAAAAUUGUGGUGGUGGGAAUACUGGUGUUUUUGUAAAUGGUAGAGAACUUCACCAAAAAGAUUUGGAUCUGCUUGCUGGCAGAGGACUUCCAACUGAUAGAGCAAGAUCUUACAUCAUUGAGAUCUCUGGAAGAGUCCUGGAUGAGGACACUGGUGAAGAGCUGGAUAGCCUUGGGAAGCUUGCUCCUACAGUCGAGAAGGUAAAGCAUGGAUUUGGCAUGAAAGUUCCAAAAGCAGCUGCAUAAUGAAACUAUAGGAGAUGCAAAGUCCUAAUGUGGCUUCUGGCAUGUGGUAAAAUCUUAAGCCUUCCUUUACUGAAAUUUGAAACACCAUCUUAGAAUAUAUGUUAGAAGAGUGUGGACAGUUAAAUAUAAAGCGAUCUUCCGUCUUUUUGAUAAUGUAUUUUAAUCAUUAUUUGGCUAAUUGACAAUGAUCUUGUGCUAUGCUUUGCAUUUAGGGAUGUAAUUUUGCAAGUCUAGUUCACAAUCAAACAUUUUCGUAUCUUUUGAA
Molecule: messenger RNA, 3529 nt
Organism: Hevea brasiliensis (rubber tree)
Lineage: Eukaryota; Viridiplantae; Streptophyta; Magnoliopsida; Malpighiales; Euphorbiaceae
Product: protein ENHANCED DISEASE RESISTANCE 4
Exons: 5
Coding region: 511-3264 (917 amino acids)
Biological process (GO): regulation of defense response to fungus
Source: RefSeq, a predicted model, not a curated record